Molecule: messenger RNA, 971 nt
Organism: Lytechinus variegatus (green sea urchin)
Lineage: Eukaryota; Metazoa; Echinodermata; Echinoidea; Temnopleuroida; Toxopneustidae
Product: juvenile hormone acid O-methyltransferase-like
Exons: 4
Source: RefSeq, a predicted model, not a curated record
UACAUUUAUUUUUUAAUUUUCAAAAGUGGUUUAUUUCUAAAACAGAGCAAAAGAAAAAUGAAUACAGAUACGGUGGACAUGGCAAGAUAUUACGAUGCCAUUAGCUCGGUUUACGUCCAGAAUCGGAUUCGUGACGAAGAUAUGAAGUGGAUCGAUUUCGAUGAAAACGACGACGUGCUCGAUGUUGGAUGCGGUUCUGGGAGAUUGUGUAAAAUGCUGUCCCCUCGAGUAAACUCAGUUACUGGUUUAGACAUUUCUCCUGGCAUGAUAGAAUACGCAAAGAUGGAAAACUCGGGGCCCAACAUUCACUUCUUUCAAGAAGAUGCGCAGACGUUCGGUCCUCUCCUUACCGACUGGCGGGGAAGUUUUAACAAGAUCCUGAGUAUGACAGCUCUUCAUUGGUGCUUCGACAAGGAGAAUGUAUUGAGGAAUGUCUUCCAGUGUCUUAAACCUGGUGGUCUAUUCCUCCUUGGCUUCGUUACACGGUCUCAACUCUUAACACAACAUAGAUCCUACGGUGAAACUUGCGAUGCUUGGAUUCGAAAGCAUGCACAAUGGGGACAAUAUCUACAGGAGUGCAACUACGAGGUAUUUCCAAUAAAAAGCACUGAGAGCUUUCUAGACCUUAUGAGAUCAGUGGGUUUCGUCAUUAGACGUUCAGAGGUGAAGCAAUCCCCUUGGGUUGAAUGGAAGGAAAGUGAUGUCAAAAAACAAUUGCGUUGCCUAUUUUACCCGAUAAAGUACAUCCCUGCGGAACACCACGAUGAAUUCAUCGAUGACGUAUAUAAGCAUAUGCGUGACGUCACACCUAAGAGAAGUGGCAAUGUCUUCUAUGGUGACAUGGGUAGAAGUGAACACAUGACCAUUGUGGCUACCAAAGAAUGACGCUUUCAAGUUUUUGACCUGACUGACACAAAUGUAUCCAUCGGUUUGUUACGCAUUUAAUUAUCACACCUCUGUCAUAUAGGCCU